Messenger RNA from Glycine soja, 558 nucleotides. The record is from the annotation of a RefSeq genome assembly. Lineage: Eukaryota; Viridiplantae; Streptophyta; Magnoliopsida; Fabales; Fabaceae.
AUGAAAAAUAUAACCGAUUCUUUCCUUUGUUUGGGCUACUGGCCAUCCGCCGGAAGUUUCGGGUUUAAUACCGAUAUUUUAGCAACAAAUCCAAUAAAUCUUAGUGUAGUGUUAGGUGUAUUGGUUUUUUUUGGAAAGGGAGUGUUAAGUGAUUUAUUAGAUAAUCGAAAACAGAAAAUCUUGAGAACUAUUCGAAACUCAGAAGAAUUACGGGAAGGGGCCAUUGAACAGCUGGAAAAAGCCCAAGCCCGCUUAAGGAAAGUCGAAACGGAAGCAGAUCGUUUUCGGGUGAAUGGCUAUUCUGAGAUCGAACGAGAAAAAUUGAAUUUAAUUAAUUCAAUUUAUACGACUUUGGAACAAUUAGAAAAUUACAAAAACGAAGCCAUUCAUUUUGAACAACAAAGAGUGAUUAAUCAAGUCCGACAACGGGUUUUACAACAAGCCUUACAGGGAGCUCUAGGAACUCUAAAGAGUUGCUUGAACAACGAGUUACAUUUACGUACUGUCAGUGCUAAUAUUGGCAUGUUUGGGACGAUGAAAGAAAAAAUAACUGAUUAG